UGAUAAAUUAUUAAUAAAUAGUGGUGGAGAAAAUUAUAUAAUAAGGAUUCUUAAAUGUGGAUUAUGGAUAGAUUUGAUUGAUAAUUUCAAGGAAUAUUUUAGUUUAUGAAAUAUUUAGUGAUAAUUAGAUUAUUUAGUAAGACGAAUAUCUUAAUGGUGUCAAAAUUGGUAAUUGGAACAUAAAUUAAAUAAUUAACUUUAUAGGGAGUACAUUUAAUAGAAUGUAUAACAUAAUAAUGAUUUGUUAAAUUUUAGAGGUGGAGGAUAAUAUGAUAAAUAUUGGUAUAAAUAAAGAUAAUGGGUUAUAACUUUCGAGCAAAUUCUCUCAGUAUUUUUAACAAUAAUCAUUAAUAAGAAAUUGCUCGAAUUAAUUAUAAAAAUGAAUGGAUGUAAAAAAUCAAAUUAAUAAAAGCGGGAUGUUAGGAUGAAUUUUGUUAAAAAAUUGGUCACUGGAUAGUAUUGAGCGAUUUUUUCAAAAAGUAUUUCUUUGAAUUACAAAGCAGAGAUUGUAAAAUUUUUAAUUCUGGGAAUUAUUAAUUUGGCCAAAAAGUUGGAAUAUGAAAUUUCAACUAUAAAGGUUGGGGAAAAAAUAACUAUAAAAAGAUGUAGAAUACUUAAUAUUCAUUAUUUUAAUUAUAGAAGGGGUGGCUUAUUUUCAUAAUACGGAUUAAAAGAGGACAAAUGGAAAGUUGUGAGUGAGAAUUUCAAGAGUAAAUUAUUUACUAUUGUAAUCUAGAGAUAGUAAAGUUUUCUAUAAAGGAGAAUAUAAAAAUGGUAGAAAAUAUGGGAGACGGAAAUUAAAUCUAGAGGUUAAUAAGAUAAAUAUUAUUAAGAAAAGAACGAGACAUAUACAUAUAUUUUUAUUAGUGGUAAUGGAUUAUUUAAUGAAGAAGGUUAGAAGAAUGGUUUAUGG
Paramecium sonneborni is the source of this 913-nucleotide messenger RNA. NCBI's taxonomy places the organism in Eukaryota, Ciliophora, Oligohymenophorea, Peniculida, Parameciidae. The record is from the annotation of a GenBank genome assembly.